AUGACAAUCACCAAGGCAGACAAGACUGUGAAGCCUAUCGAUCGCACCUCUGGCGCGUCACGACAGCGCACGAACGACCCUUGGCGCAAUACGAGAGAGCCGUGGAGGCAGAGCAAUAGCUCCAUCUCUUACGUCCGGAAACGUCUGCAGGACAGGCUAGACAGAGCUUGGCUAUGCUGGACAGGCCUACUGCCUUUUAGCCUCCUAGAAAGUUGGGAGAUCACGCUCGUCCACGUCAUCUUCCUCGUCGUGUCCGUCUUGCUCUGCCAAUUCGGCGCAAAGGGCUUGCAAGGCUAUGGUGGAGCCCUGACGAGACGACUGCAGUACUACUACACCGGCGAACUCUCCUCUGUUGCCGAUCAGGACUGGCAUUACUGA
Mixia osmundae IAM 14324 is the source of this 378-nucleotide messenger RNA. RefSeq lists its product as uncharacterized. The record is from RefSeq and is a predicted model, not a curated record. Bases 1 to 378 code for a protein of 125 amino acids. Lineage: Eukaryota; Fungi; Basidiomycota; Mixiomycetes; Mixiales; Mixiaceae. The transcript is spliced from 3 exons.